Macadamia integrifolia is the source of this 2233-nucleotide messenger RNA. Its product is annotated as dnaJ protein ERDJ3A. The transcript has 7 exons. NCBI's taxonomy places the organism in Eukaryota, Viridiplantae, Streptophyta, Magnoliopsida, Proteales, Proteaceae. The record is from RefSeq and is a predicted model, not a curated record. Bases 155 to 1879 code for a protein of 574 amino acids.
AUUUCUCGAACCUUCGUCCCCCCCCCCCUUACACAUUCUCAUCUGUGCAUCCCGGACCUCCGAGCAGCAAAUUGUUCAUUCGCCUACUUGUGUGAUUUAGCGGACGAAUAGAGAGAAGAAGAAAAUCGAAGAACACAAUCAUCGAUCACUGGAGAUGAGGGCUCGUUUUCUGUUACUGUUGUUUUUAUUAGCAUCGCUCUUUUGCUUCAAUCAAGCGGCGAAGACCCUAGACCCAUACAAGGUUCUUGGGGUUGAGCGAAACGCAAGCCAACGGGAAAUUCAGAAAGCUUUCCACAAGCUUUCUCUUCAAUAUCACCCUGAUAAAAACAAAAACAAGGGUGCACAAGAGAAGUUCUCUGAGAUCAACAAUGCAUAUGAAAUUCUAUCUGAUGAAGAAAAGAGGAAGAAUUAUGAUCUAUAUGGGGAUGAGAAGGGUAACCCCAGGUUUGAAACAGGCCGUCCCGGGGAUGAUGGGGGAUAUACUUACUUCACUGGUGGUGGCCCUGGAAAUGAUCGGUCUACAUUUAGACCAGAGUGGCAGAGCAUGGGUGGUCAAGGAAACUCCAAGUCAUUCUCUUUUUCCUUUGGAAAUCCAAGUUCUGGUCAAAGUUCAUUUGGUUUUGGUCUUGAUGAUAUCUUCUCCAAUUUUUUUGGUGGUGGUAAUAUGAAAGGUGGGGGGAAUCGUUUUGGUGGUUUCGGUAGCUCAACCGAAUCUCGUGCUGGCCCUAGGAAGUCCACUAGAAGCAUCCAGGCUGUUAAUUCACAGGUGUUUAAGAAGGAAAUAGAAGAUCAAGGAAUCUCUUGGCUUUUGUUAUUUUACAAACCCACAUUUAAGGACAAUGAUCAUUAUGAAUCCAUUGUAGAGGAGGUAGCCACCUCAUUGCAAGGAGCACUGAAGGCUGGCAGCAUAAAUUGCCAACAUGAAGCUUCUUUCUGUAAGGACCUUGGUAAAAUGCCCACCAAGGUACCACGGGUAUUUAUUUAUUCAUAUGGAGCAAGUGAUAGGGGCUCUUUAUUGGAGUACACUGGUGAUUGGGAUGCCAAGAGUUUGAAGACUUUCUGCUUAGAUCACUUACCGAGAUUCUCAAGAAAGGUGGAUUUAAAUCGUUUUGAUAUUUCCUCGAGCCCCACGGAAAACCUUCCUCGGGUGCUGCUGCUCUCUACAAAGAAAGACACACCUGUGAUCUGGCAUGUCCUUAGUGGCCUGUAUCGUAAGCGAUUCAUCUUCUAUGAUGCACAGGUCCAAGAUGCUUCAGAUCCAAGGGUGAGAAACUUAGGGGUUGAUUCAAUUCCAGCUGUUGUUGGUUGGAUGACUAACGGGGAGAAGCACUUAUUGAAGACAGGAAUUUCUGUAAAAGAUUUGAAAUCUGCCAUUCAUGAUCUCAGUGUUCUACUUGAUGGCUUUGAGAAAAAGAGCAAGAAAGCGGCUUCGAGUCACGCAAAGAGGCCACAUCCUGAAACACGGGGGAAAAGCAUACCACUUCUUACAAGCUCAAACAUGGAAUCCCUUUGUGGAGAGACAACUCCUGUUUGCAUUAUAGGUGCUUUCAGAUCAUCCAAAGCAAAGGAGAAGCUGGAAACCAUACUAUAUACAGUCUCCCAGAAGUCGCUGACAAGGCGACAGAACCUAGCUUCUAGCUCUGGGGAUUCUGUUUCUUACUGUCUGUUGGAUGCUACAAAGGGGCAAGCAUUCCUCAACUCCUUUGACAAGUCCCAGUUCAAAUCCUUGGAUAAGUUUCUUGUGGCUUACAAGCCCCGGAGAGGGAAGUUCGCAGCAUUUGUGGAUGAAAUGACAACAGAGGAAGUGGAAAGGUUUAUUGGUUCAGUUCUUAAUGGGGAUAUCCAAUUCAUGAAAGUACGGCAAAAGCCUGCUCUGUAAGUGAAACUGGGACAAAGUAGAGAGGCUUUCUCAUCAUGACUGUUACUGUAUUAGGUUUUAUCCCUUGAUGCCGGCUACUUGAUGGUGUUGGUUUUUACUGCAUAUAAUUUCUUGGCCAGCUUGUAUAUCCAAUCUGUAGUAUGGUGGAACUAGUGGAGAGCAUUACAUUGGUAAAUUGUGGCUACUUUUAGAGAUCUAUGUACAGAAGGGUGGAAAUUUUUUUAACCCUGCUUAGGAAUUUUUGAUUGUGAAACAUCAUACCUGGAUGUAUAAACUGCAUACCAUGACAGUUCGGCAAAAGGAGGGCAAAGGCCUUUCUAAUUUAAUAAAGCAAGUUCUAUGCCCCUUUUGUAA